Chrysoperla carnea is the source of this 1054-nucleotide messenger RNA. Its product is annotated as peptide methionine sulfoxide reductase-like. The transcript is spliced from 5 exons. Gene Ontology annotation, molecular function: peptide-methionine (S)-S-oxide reductase activity. The record is from RefSeq and is a predicted model, not a curated record. The coding region runs from base 152 to 868 and encodes 238 amino acids. NCBI's taxonomy places the organism in Eukaryota, Metazoa, Arthropoda, Insecta, Neuroptera, Chrysopidae.
AAUCAUAAUACAAACAACCAGACAUAAUUUUAUAGGUUAUAAAAUUUAUUUAGACUAGAAUUACGUCAUUCAAGGUGAAGUUCAAAUCAAAUAAUCAUUUUAAAAAAAAAUUACCUUUAAAUUAUUUACAUAAUUUUAAAAUUUUAUUACAAUGCUUCGAACAUUAACGGAAAAACUAUUUGGGGGCAUAGUUACGAGAUCUACGAUUAAUACAAUGGCUAUUAACCAUGAAGUGGAUAUUCCUUAUAAAAAGGCUACAUUUGGUAUGGGAUGUUUCUGGAGUGGUGAUUGCGUGUUUGGUGUAGUUCCAGGAGUAUUGCGAACAAGAGUUGGAUAUUCUGGCGGAACUAAACCUAAUGCGAAUUAUAAUAACAUUGGAGAUCAUACAGAAGUAAUUGAAGUUGAUUUUAACCCAGAUGCAGUGAGCUAUAAACAAUUAUUACACACCUUUUUUAUAAAUCAUGAAUAUGGUUUAACAAAAAAAUUUAAAAGACAGUAUAUAUCUUUAAUAUUAUACCAUGAUGAAGAGCAGAAAAAAUUGGCUGAAGAACAAAAAACAGCUGAAGAAAAAAAACGUAAUAUACAAAUUGUUACUGAAAUCCGACCAGCUGGUAUAUUUUACCCGGCAGAAGAUUACCACCAAAAAUUUAAACUCCAACGUCAUAAGUAUCUAGUAAAUGCACUUGGAUUAAGAAGAAAUUUGCUGCAAACAUCACAUGUUGCCGCGAGAUUAAAUGGUUAUGUGGUUGGAUUAGGUGGUCUAGAACAAUUUGAAUCAGAAGUUGAAAGCUUUGGUAUAGAUCAAGGCACUGCUGAUUAUGUCCGAAAAUUAAUUAUAGAAAAUAAGGGUGGCAGUUUAUCAUGUUGAUGAUAAUCAAAAAAAAAUUAUAGUUGCAAAUUUUAUUUGUUAAAUUUUAUUGUACGCCAUUACAUGCUAGCAAAAUAACAAUUGUUUUUAGCUAUCUCACGGAAAUGUUAAUUUUGAAUCCUCAAAGGAAUGGAUACAACUGCAUGUUAUUUUAUUCUUUAGCAGUUAUAUUUUUAAACAAAGCAA